This is a messenger RNA of Arxiozyma heterogenica, 939 nucleotides long. RefSeq lists its product as uncharacterized. The record is from RefSeq and is a predicted model, not a curated record. Bases 1 to 939 code for a protein of 312 amino acids. Gene Ontology annotation, molecular function: oxidoreductase activity. The transcript has a single exon. Lineage: Eukaryota; Fungi; Ascomycota; Saccharomycetes; Saccharomycetales; Saccharomycetaceae.
AUGUCUAUUCAAUUAACUAAAAACAACAAUACUGUGCAACUAAAUUCUGGUGCUGUUAUUCCCCAAAUUGGUCUUGGUACUUGGAGAUCCACUGGUGAAAAAGAUGGUUACAACGCAGUCCUUGCUGCUUUAAAAGCAGGAUAUAGACACAUUGAUACUGCUGCCAUAUAUUUAAAUGAAGACCAAGUGGGUAAAGCUAUCAGAGACUCUGGUAUCCCACGUGAAGAAAUCUUUGUUACCACAAAGUUGUGGGGCACACAACACCAAGAACCAGAAAAGGCUCUGAAUGAAUCUUUAGAAAGAUUGGGUCUGGAUUAUGUUGAUCUUUAUUUGAUGCACUGGCCUGUUUGUUUAGGCCAAAAUAGCAUUAAGGAUGGCAAUCUUCUAUGUAUCCCUCAACUGCCAAACGGUAAACGUGAUGUCAUUAUAGAUUCUUGGAAUUUUAGCAAGACUUGGGAAUUAAUGCAAUUGUUACCAAAGGACAAGGCUAGAAAUAUCGGUGUCUCGAAUUUCUCAAUUAAUAAUUUAAAGGAGUUGAUGGCCUCUCCAAACUUUAAAGUUGUUCCUGCCGUUAACCAAAUCGAAUUACAUCCAAGAUUACCACAGACUGAGUUGAUUCAAUGGUGUAAAGAAAAGAAUAUUCAAAUCGAAGCUUACUCCCCACUAGGUUCAAUGGACGCACCAAUCUUAUCUGAACCUUUGAUCUUGGACAUUGCUAAAAAACUAAAUGUUACUCCUGCUCAAGUCGUGAUCAGUUGGCAUGUACAAAGAGGUUACAUCGUUUUGCCUAAAUCUAUCCAUGCUGAUAGAAUUGAAUCCAAUUUGCAGACUUUUGUUUUACCUGAAGACGAUUUUAAUAAGAUCUCUAAUUUGUCUAAAGAAAAGGGUGAAUUAAGAGUCUGUAACAUAGACUGGUCUCCAUUUGUUUGUUUCGUAUAA